Molecule: messenger RNA, 1169 nt
Organism: Chenopodium quinoa (quinoa)
Lineage: Eukaryota; Viridiplantae; Streptophyta; Magnoliopsida; Caryophyllales; Amaranthaceae
Product: mavicyanin-like
Exons: 2
Coding region: 101-646 (181 amino acids)
Cellular component (GO): plasma membrane
Molecular function (GO): electron transfer activity
Source: RefSeq, a predicted model, not a curated record
AAACUCUUCAAACUCUUUCAUAUAUACCUCAACGUUACCCCUUUCAUACACAGUCAAUUUCAACAUAGCAAAAAAAAAAAAAAAAAACCUAAUUAAGAAAAUGGGAAGUUCUACCAAAUUCUCUCUCCUUUUUCUAUGCAUUUUCUCCCUCUUAAUUUUGCAUGGAGUUUGUACUGAAUUUGAAGUUGGUGAAAGUUUAACCAAAGGAUGGGAAGUUCCUCCUUUGAAAGGCCCUCAAGUUUACAAUGAUUGGGCUCAAAAGAAUCGGUUCAAGGUCAAUGACACUCUACACUUCAAGUACAAGAAAGACUCAGUGAUGGUGGUAUCGGAUGCGGAGUACAGCAAAUGUGGAUCAUCUCAGCCUCUAUUCUUCGCCAACACCGGCGACACUACCUUCAUGUUAGACAGGCCGGGGUUAUUCUACUUCUUGAGCGGCGUGGCCGGACACUGCCAGAGAGGACAGAAGAUGAUUGUCAAGGUUUUGGACGUGGAAAGUCCACCUGCUCCUGGUGAUGAUCAACAAUCUGGUGAUGAUACAGCUGCACCAGACAUUGACAAGAAAAGUGGUGCAACUCAUAAUAAUAAUAAUAAGAUUGGUUUUGUUGGGUUUAUUAUUAUGGUAAUUGUUGGGUUUCAUAUGAUAUGAUAGAUGUGUUUGUUUAAGGUUGUUUCUUGGUUGAUGCAUAUUUGUUUAGGAAUUUGGAUAUGUUAUGUGUUGAGUUUGGUUUAACAAUGGAUGUUAUUUUUAUUUAUUUUUUUUGUGAAGGAUGAGACUAAAUUUUAAGUUUCUUGUUAAUUUACAACUACUUUUCUAGAACUUUGUUUCAAAUGAGGUAUUGAUGAGAUAUUUUACUUUUCAAAAUAUUUUGUGGAAUAUAUAUCUUCUACCAUAAAAAUUCAUACCUGCAAUAUAUAAUUAAAGAGGUAGAAAAAUAUACGGGGACAAUUAUUUCAUUGAUAAUUUAUGAUUUACAACUCUCGUAUAUCUCUUGAUUCCUCUCUCCAAAGGGCUAGGAUUUUGAUAUUUGUUUGUAGUACGGGUCUUGUCGGCUUAAUCCAUACAUGUACCUACAAUGUUUGGUAGUAAGAGGAGAUGGGGUCUUUUUGACUUAUUCCAUGAGUCUAAUUAAACCCUAGAAACGACUCUAUUUAUAUAAAAUGUCGUUGAG